GCCGCGUACUGACGUUGACGGCCCCGAAAUGUGGGCCGCCGGGCUUCGUAACGUCACGAGGCGGAGGGAUGGCAGUUGGGUUCAAUCGGGGCCCCGCCUCCUCGCAAGCAAGUGGGCCGCCGAAACCGCCUCUCCAAUAAAACCCUCGCGCCUCUCUCCUUUCGUUCCCCUCCUCCGCGCACGCACCACACCAAGAAGCAUCCCCUCCCCAAGAAAGAAAAAUCUCCCCAUGGAGGCCGGUGACGGCGGCGGCGGCGGCCAUGGCGGCGCGGCGGGGAACGGUAUCGACGAAGCGGACGCCGCCUUCUUCUCCGGCGGCCGGUACCGCUGCUGCUGCUUCUCGGCGCCGUGGCAAUCGUCCUCGUACGGCCGCCGCGCGGUUGCCGGGCCGGACGAGGAGUGGUGGCACGGCGUAGGGGAAGGAGGAGGAGGGGCUGGAGCAGGGGCGGAGAGGCGGAGGUGGUGGCGGCGCGGGGUGGACGCGUUCAUGAAGGUGCGGGAGUGGUCGGAGCUGGUGGCCGGCCCGCGGUGGAAGACCUUCAUCCGGCGGUUCCGCCGCGGGCCCACCCGCCACGGCAGCGGCGGCGGCGUAGGGAGGAAGCUCAACUACGACGCGCUCAACUACGCGCUCAACUUCGACGAGGGCCACCCCGCCAGCCCGGAGCCCGGCGGCGACUUCGCGGGGUACCGCGACUUCUCCACGCGCUUCGCCGCGCCGCCCGGCUCCGCCAGGUCGUCCAUGGACCUCGGCGGCCGCGACGCGCCGUCGCUGUUCCACCACCCGCCGCCGCGCACUCCCCCCGCCGUCGCCGCGCGGGGCUGACUGGCUGACGGCAGCCCGGCACACCCACCGAUUCUUCUGUCGUAGUGGGGGUUUCGGUCGGAGACGAUAAGGCUGGGACGUCCCUUUCUUCCUUCCUGGCGAUGGUGGUGGCGAUAGAUGGUGUCCAUAGGCCCGUUGGGCCAAGACAUGAUAGAGUCACCUCCCUCGCCGGUGAACCCACUUCGGUCCUACAUCGGCGACGUUCUCGCGAUCGGUGUGCUAAGGGAACGGGGGAGGUGAUGGGGGCAGUGGUGUUGACUGCUAUACGACGAAGCAGCUGGCGGCGCUUUUGAACCAUCGGUUCAAGACUUUGAAGGAUUUGGCUUUGUGGACCGGGUAUGAGACCUAACUUUUCAUGGGGUUAAACGGAAUACUCCAUCGCUUAAAAAUUUGCAAAAAUGACCCCUUAUGCCAGCCAUGUCUACGUUAGUUGCCAGCUUAGCCGAAUUAAUCAUGAAUUCGUUGAUUUGGACUAAAAUGAACCAAUUUGCCAAGUUUAAAGUCUCGUUUUUAAAGUUUGCAAGUUAAUGGAUGAAACUGAACAUGACUGUCAAGUUUGAGGAUCUGGGAUGCAAUUUCUUCUAUAUAUCAUCUCAAUAUCUCAUAAAUAUGUGAAGAACUGAAUUUCUUGCCCAAGAAAUUGGCAGAGCAAAUCUGCCAGUACAUUGUAUGCUCGCAAA
Messenger RNA from Brachypodium distachyon (stiff brome), 1503 nucleotides. RefSeq lists its product as uncharacterized. The record is from RefSeq and is a predicted model, not a curated record. The coding region runs from base 29 to 823 and encodes 264 amino acids. The transcript is spliced from 2 exons. NCBI's taxonomy places the organism in Eukaryota, Viridiplantae, Streptophyta, Magnoliopsida, Poales, Poaceae.